This is a messenger RNA of Salvelinus sp. IW2-2015, 481 nucleotides long. RefSeq names its product GTP-binding protein Rheb. Gene Ontology annotation, biological process: small GTPase-mediated signal transduction. NCBI's taxonomy places the organism in Eukaryota, Metazoa, Chordata, Actinopteri, Salmoniformes, Salmonidae. Gene Ontology annotation, molecular function: GTP binding; GTPase activity; GDP binding. The record is from RefSeq and is a predicted model, not a curated record. Gene Ontology annotation, cellular component: plasma membrane.
GGGAGUGACGCAGUUAUUACAGAUGCCCAACGUCUCUAUUAAAUCUACAGGAAUUCAAAUCUCUAAUCUGUAGAUAUAUGUUUUAUCCUUUGAGAAUAAAUAGUGAUUUAAAAUAAAAACAGAAGAUUUGUUGAACGGCUCUGCUCGUGAUAUUCUAAUGCCGUUGAUGUUGGAGGUUGCUGCUUUCCACCUCGAGGAUUAGAUGCGGUAGCCAGCACGAGAUAUGCCGCAGCCCAAAUCACGAAAAAUCGCCAUCCUCGGGUACAGAUCCGUAGUUUUGAAGUAGUUCAGGUUAUCCAUGAAAAACUUCUGGAUAUGGUGGGGAAAGCUCAAGUACCUAUUAUAUUGGUGGGGAAUAAGAAGACCUGCACAUGGAACGGGUGAUCAGCUAUGAGGGAAGGAAGGCCCUAGCAGACUCCUGGAACGCUGCCUUCAUGGAGUCCUCAGCUAAGGAGAAACCAGGUGAAGGCAUUUUAACUUC